AUGUUGAAGGUAGCAAGUGUUAGAGUAAGGUCUAGUGGUAUUCGUUGGGUUGCUUCUACGUCAUUUAGGCUCAAUGGGAAGAAUGUUGGUGGAAAACCCUUUUUACCAGAUGUGAAAAAAGGUGAGGCAUUAGUUACACCACCCAGUAUAGAGCCUAUACCAAUACAAGAGGUAAAGGCCAAGAAGGUUGUUGAAGGUUUCCCUGAAUAUUCUGAAGUAAAGGGCAAAAGAUUUUCCUUGUUUGGUUUCCUUUUCAAAACCUCGCUUUUGGCAGUGGUGUUUUAUGGUGGUGUUUUAUAUAUCGCAACUAAGAACGAUAAGGUUAUGGACUAUGUUAUUGACCACGACUUGCCCUACCACGAGCAAAUUAUUGAACUGUUUGACAAUGUGUCAAAAGAAGAUAUACGAGAAGCUUGGUUCAAUUUGAAGCAGCAAUUUUUCAAGGUCAAAACCUCUUUUUCAAAUAGUGAAUUUGAUCAUAUCGCAACAGCCAUGGAACGCAAGGGGGAAGAGUUUCUCAAAGAUACAAGAAAUAAGUUAAAGAAACAUCCAAGCGGCGAAAGAAAAGGAACCGAACUAACCCCAGCUGAACAAUUACAAAAACCAGUUGAAGUUGAAAGCGUUACACGAGAUGUAACACGCUUCCCAUUGAUUGAACUCAGCUCGGAUGUCGCAGACUCUGUUGAUUCUUCUGUUAAACAGAUUAUUACCUCCUUGAACAGUUUUAUACAAUCUAUUGAUGCUGGUCUACUCCCAAGCUCUAAUUCAGAUUUAGUCAAGUCUAUUGGCGCUAGUCUUAACCAAUUGGGGGCUAAAAUGAAUACAUUAACCUCUACUUUUGACAAUGAGCUAAAGAACAAGUUGAAGGAAUCUCAAACAGAAUUGGCAUCGUCAUUUUCGAAAAAGGAAUUGGAAUUGACCGACAACUUGCUUGCUCGAUACAACCAAGAAAAAGCGCAAUUGGAAAAGAAAUUGAAUGAAAAGUUGGAGCGAGAAGUUAAAGCGGCUAGAGAAGCUAUUAAUCAAGCAGCUAUAAAUGCAGUUUCAAUGGUUAGAAUCGAGCAAACAAAGAAAUUUGAAAAAUUGGUAACUGAAAGAAUAAACGAGGAAAGAAACGGUAGAUUGGCCAACUUGGAAAAAUUGAAUGACAAAGUCAAAGAGCUAGAAAAGUUUGCAGCAUCCUUCCAAGACCAAAUUGUUAAAACACACGAAAAGACAUUAAUCCAAAGAUCUGCUUCUGCUUUGAAAGCAUUCUUUUUUGCUCCUAUUGAUGCGAAUGCAAAACCAAAGAGCCCAAAACCAUAUAUAGACGCUUUGGCACAGGUGUCUAAAGACGAUGAGAUCUUAAACUUGGCAUUAAAGGAAUUAACUCCAUUGAUUGCCAAAGACUCGUCUCACUCAAUUUUAACAACUGCCCAAUUGCUAACCAGGUUUGAGAAUUUGGCGCCCGAUUUGAGAUCGAGCUCUUUAUUGCCGCCCAAUGCAGGUUUAUUGGGCCACUUGUCUUCAUUAAUUUUUUCCAAGCUUUUAAUGCCUGUAAAAGGUGUUAAGAAAGAUGGUAAAGAUAUUGAAUCUGUUAUUGCCAGAAUCGAGUCAAGUUUAGUUAGAGGUGAAUUGGAUAUUGCCGUUGAAGAAGCUGCCAACUUGAAAGGAUGGACAAGAAGAUUAGCCAACGAUUGGGUAGUUGAGGCAAGAAAACGACUUGAAGUUGAGUUUUUACUAAACUUGAUAGAUAGCGAGUCAAGACUUUUGUAG
Molecule: messenger RNA, 1755 nt
Organism: Lodderomyces oxycetoniae
Lineage: Eukaryota; Fungi; Ascomycota; Pichiomycetes; Serinales; Debaryomycetaceae
Exons: 1
Coding region: 1-1755 (584 amino acids)
Biological process (GO): cristae formation
Cellular component (GO): MICOS complex
Source: RefSeq, a predicted model, not a curated record